AGUCGCAAAGACUGUCCCGCAAGCGUGCUGCCGGCAGCGGGCCCGGUUAUGUCAGCUGCGUCAGUGUAGUCCGCGGGCCGUUAGCGUGCGCUUCGCGGCUCUCGCGUCGGAGUUCGCGAAACGCGGCUCGGUGUGUUCUCCGCUUUCCGUUUCCUCGCGUCUUGCUUCCGCGCCGUGACAUUUUGCCGUCGCCCGAGGGGUGAAUGCGUGUGCGCGUUGUCCUACAUAUCCGCAGAGAAACUUCGCAAAGUGAACCGACUGCCUUCAGGAGAGUGCCUACUGAAUCACAGUGACAGCUGAAUGAGGAUUUUUCUUCCUUUCCCCACCAAUGUAGCCAUUUAAGGAAUGAGACUAAGCGUUUGACGACAUUUCGUUGCGAAAUGCGACGGCAGGAGGUAACUACUACCGUGUAAUGCGGACGUGAGUGAAAACGGUUUAUUUGGAGCGAGAUGCGUCUAUUGACGCUCUUAUUCCUUGCUAAGCCUGGGAACAUCUGUGGUCAUUGUGUGUGUUGUCAAAGCGCUGUUGUAACGUUCACACGGAAGUGAAUUCGUAAGUGCUAGCGUAACUGUGAGGAUCGUUGUGGAUGGUGAACAAAUCCUGUCAUUGUCGUUCCAAUCUGAACUGAAAUUUACGGAUUCUCGUCAACUAUAUGUGUGAUCUCGAUGUUCUGAAUGAGAAUAUCUCCCUUGUGUUAUGUACCACGCGGUACUGACGGAAAUGCUUCAUGGCUCUGUGUGAAAGAGAACGAAGAAAACUUGACAGUCAAUUAUUUGUGAACACCUGACGAUCGACAGCGGUACGUUCAACUUUAAAAACCUCGUUACCUUCGAGAUAUUUAAUUUGCCCUUCGAUCUCGUGAAAGUCAUCAGUCCGUAGUGAAUAUUGCCCUUUUACAAUAAAAAACAGUUCAUCGUUCUGCACCUAACUGAAGGCGUUAAUAUGAAACCAUUUCUUACUAUUUAUGGCUGAAACAAGUAACGUAGGGAGUGCGCUGUUAUUUAGUUUCAAAUAAAAAUAUCGCCGUCAACAAUUCUACGAAACGCUUUAACUAGUGAUGUAAAACCGCGUACAGUAAAUAUAUCUUUCUGGCCUUUAAUCGCUCUUUAUUUGCUACUGUUUCAUCCAACUAAUUCCUGAAAUGAAAGGUUUGGAUCUGACGCUCAGAAAAUAAGAUUAUUUUCGUAGUAAAUCGACUGCAGAAUAAUUAACACAUCACUAUUACAGCGCGAAUAAGUAUGUUGCGCGUCAAACAGUUUCAAAUAUGCUCGAAGUGAAAACUGUUUAAACUAUUCGUAGGCAAAUUUUUAACCCCUGUUUCUUCCUUAUCUGUCGCGUUGACAAUUUUCGUGUGAGCGCAGUAAAAGAGAUUAACGUUGUUUUUCAUGCUCUAAUCACUCGUUCGAAUAUCUUAUUUGCUUUACACUUUGAAUAAGCCGUAGCAAUUACGUAGAAGUGGAACUGAACAUGGAUUCUGCUUAAAUUUUUGAUGUUAUUAAUGCGUGCGAAAAUGUCGUAUUCGGCACAUCGUAGACAAGUGACUUGGAAGAAAAGUGAGUUUUCAGAAUAAAUUGUUUGACGAAACCGUUACUACACCGAUACUUUUUCGGUGAGGUUCGGUGUGUGAGUGCUCCGCGCAUGUUUGAUUACGUCACACUCGCGGAAACACCCUGAGGAAUUCUGCUGCCCGCUGAUGUUUAUACGUGUGGCCAACGGCUCGCCGUGUGUAACACCUGUGUUGUCGUACCUCCUGGAUACACUCGCAGAAGGGGACGACGAACGAGCUGAAGGCCAAGGGAAAGAAGAAGGAAACAACGGAGCAACAACGACUACUUCCCUCUUGGUGCCGACGGCUGAUGGAGUGUGUCUCCGGCUUCUGGACGCGCCUCGUGGAGGAGGAGGCUGCGGCUGCGGCAUCCGGGUGGGCGGUCGGGGGCGGCAUGCCUGGGGGCGGCGCGGGCAUGCAGCCACUGGCCAAGCUGCGGCGUUCGGCGGGAGCCGCCUCUGGGGCUGAAGACGACGCCGUACGGCAGCAGCAGCCAGUGCGGGAUUUGGCGGCCGUGAGCUGCGCCCCGUGCGAAUCGGCAGACGAGACAUCGCGACGACAUAGACUGGCGAUCCCGCCCAGGACGUCCAGGCGGCAGCCGUCGCCCCCUCGCGCUGAAAGGGCUGCCAGGGACAGACUCUCAGAGGCCGAAAAUCCACGGGUGAACCAGCCAGGCAGCUCCAAGCAGCAGAAGAAUAAAGGUGCGAAGACGAAGACUUCUGGCAUGCAGAGAGCUGCGACUGCUGCUACUGGUAGAAGCGUCGCCUCAGCGUCCAGUGUCGUGCAUCAGGACCCUCAGAGUUCCUUGUCUUUGGCUGCAGAUACGACACCCGUGACAAACUCAGACGUGUGGAGCCAACACAACAACAAGCCCACAGAAAUGCUAGGAUAUGAAUAUACAGACAUGCCAGCAUCCAUUUCCAAUGAGGAGGGGUCAUUACAGAGGUUGAGAGGUUCCCCAUACAUCAGACGGAAGGCAGUUGGAGGCAUCAGUAAUCAACAAACAAGAAGUUAUGAGUACUUGGUGCCUGGGCUUAAUAGGUGGCAUGAAACUGAUGGUGAACCACUUUCUUACAUCAACCAAAAGGUGAAUCACUUCCCAUAUGGGACCUUGCGGCGAGAUGAACGUGAAACUACAGUCAGUGCCCCUGAUGUGAACAUACCAGUAUCUUCUGGAAGGUACGAGCAGUGGAAUAUGAUAGGAUUGACUGGGAAGUGUUCAUCAUAUGGGCCAAGGCCUCCAGUCGUGGUUCAUAAACCAGCUAUUGGUGGCAGUAGAGAUGGCCUGUCUUAUGUGUGUCACAACGAAUUUUGGAAGAAUGCUUUCCCUGGCGUUGCCAUGAAGCUUGUUGCAAGUGCACCAGAUGUCAGCUUGAAAGAGCCCGUCAGAGCACCAGCAUGGAACACCCUGCAAUCUCUAGCCACGAUUGGCAAUGCUCCAGAGAAGACAGCCAGUUCUCCUGACGUGCACAGACCUACGCCGGUAGCGAACGGAUGGAUCGCUUCCUCACCAAGAGGUUACCCUCCGAGGAUGUUGGGCAGUGCACCAGACAUAAACCUGGCUAGAGUGCACAGUACUGGAAAGAAACUGAAUGAGUCUGCAGCUGGUGCAAACCAGAACACUGGAUACAAGGAACCUGGUGUGGCAACCUGCAGAGGCCAUGAGAAAAACUUGCAGCUAAUGCAGAAGCAAGAGUUUCCACUGGAUGUGCUUCACCAGAAGUGUGGGAACAGCGCGCCCGAUGUACGUAUUGCUACUGCAUCUCCCUGGGUGGAGAGGUCAGCGAAAUACGACUCCCAUCCAUCACUCUGUACUCAUGACGACCAGUCGCUGUACAAAAGACCUGAAUGUUCUCUCUGCUUCAGCCAUCAUGCACCUGUUGGUGAAUUUCAACGCCAUAUUGCGAAUCAUCACGCAGUUCACCAUCACCAUGCGCUACCACGUCCGCAACAAGUGGAUGAAGCCACCCACUGUCACUGCAACAAUUUGUCUUGGCGAUCGCACGCCACGAGGUGUCACUAUUAUCAGCACAACGACGUAUUCACUACAGAUUUUGGAACCACUACUCACGGGCAUCACAGUACGACACAUUAUUCCCACGUCACUACCGUCCAUGGUGGGACGCCUUCCAGGAUGGGUGACAACUACCGUUACGAUGUUAACUGCGGUACAUGCCGCCCGCAUUUUAAUCACGAACAUGAUCCUCAUCGUAGCCAUUACCAACACCACCAUGACCACUGUCAUCACGAACACAAGCACAAAUGUUUGCCGCACCACCACAGCCACGUGGAUGUCCGUUACAAGCACGGCUGCCCGAACCUCCACACGCAUUUGCCGCAGGAACAUCAUCGCAGUAUUACGGAGUCUUCCCAACAAGUCUGCCUCUGCUACGAACGGGGAGCUCACAAUCACUUACAGCGAAGCCGGCAGAUGUGUUGCACUUCGCCAGAUUUUCGAGAAGCGCCACAUGCAGAUUGCCACUGUUGCCGCCAUGAUGCGAGAAACCGUUACGCUUCGCGGGACGGCGGCUUGUCGAACGAGGUGCGGUCUGCGAUGGUAGACGAUUGCUGCAAUUCUGGAAUGCGUGCAGUAUCAGCAGUGCCGUUUGACAGCGGUGAGAGCUGUGAAGUGAUGGGUUCGCCGGUGCCACACAUUAGCGAGUGGGGGAAAUGCGAGCAACGGGACGCUGCGUCCUGCUUGGGGAUGCCGCCGCCAGGAGCGCUGCGGUCGGCCGACGCGCGCGCAGCCGCGCUGCCUGGCGGCCGCGCAGAGAAGCUCGAGGCCACGCCCCCCGCCAGCACGCGGACCCUCUCCAGGGGCCGGCGCAGCGGCGCUGGGACGACGGUCUUCCAGUUCCAGCAGCAACAGGGGGCUGCGCACCCCGGCGCCGCCCGGGCCAUGCUCACCGGCUCCAGGGACGGCUGGAGCGCGCUCGCGCCUGGAGAAGCCUCGGACGAGGGGUGUUGCUCGCUGUCGCCGCGCGUCGCGACGCCGGGGGCCGCAGACGCUGAGGAGCCGCCCCCCGCCCAGUCCGCCCCCGGGGGCGGAUGGUCGUGGACGCAGGCGCAGCCGGGGCCGGUCCCCGGUUCGGUGCCCGAGCGCGCCGCACGCUGCCUCAGCUGCGCAGACUCGGCGCUGGGUCUGGACGACGAGACCACUGCUAUUGAGCUUUCGGCACCAGUGGAAGCACGCACUCAUCCACCACUUGCCCUCCAGCACAUCCCAAACCAGACAGCUGCCAGACACCAUCAGCAGACGUCACUGUGCGACCUGGGAUUCGACAAAAAGGAAGCGAGGCAUCUCUGGAAUGAGGACACCGAAGUUCCCAUUUCACCUCCCCCUGAUGACGGGCGUUACGACAGUGGACUUGGCCCCGACGAUGUCUCGACAGCCUGUUUCAACCGUCAGCAUUCCCUGUCAUCCUGGCCUGCUACCGUAGACAGUUUCAAGAAACCGACUGUCGCUAGACUGGACAGCGGUGUCAGCAUCGAAGAGGGGCAGGAACGCGAAGUCGUGAAAGUGACGCGAGGUGUCGGGUUGCUGAGGCUCACAGGGCUGACAGAGGUUAGUGAUGGCAGUGGCCUACAGACGAAAGACUGGUUUGGUGAAGAGAAAACUCUCGUAUUGUCUGAAGAUGAGAAAACAGCUCGAGAUGAACGUGUGGCGAUUCGUGCCAAUAUUCACGAGCACGUGACUGGUGACGAAAGACGGCAGUGGUAUUCUCUUUCGAGAGUUAGCGAGCAGAAGGAGACAGAAGUAUUGGGCAGUACUAGGAGAGCAUCUGAGGCGCCAGAAAUUGUAGACAGAGACGAGAUUUUCCGUUCCGUCGGGUCGCACAGCAGCGGAUCGGACCGCGGCAAGAACUUGGAAGUCUGCAGCAAGUGGUGCGAGACUGGCAAGGUCACUUCGGCGAGCACUGAGGACUUGUGUGCAGAGAUCAGGAGGAACCACGCCUCGGAGUGGGAGGUCGCCAGAGACGAGCCGGCGGACCUACCGAGCGACCGGGACUGGCCCGAAUCUAGGAAAGCCUCUUCGGUAACCGGCGAAGACGAUCGGGAGUGUUCCUGGCAGGGUCGCCAAGGAGAUAUUGUUGCGGCCACCCCCUGGGCCGACGACUUCGGCAGCGACGCUAGGUCGAAACGAUGGAGUUCCUGGAAUACUGGGGAGAUGUUCGGUGAGCAGGUGGACGAAGAGCUGGAGAGGCAGCGUCCAGAGAUUGGGACUCCCGGGGGUCUGUACCUGCCCGGGCGCCCAGGUAUGAAGUUCGACCCGGAGCGGGAUACCGUGCUGCACCACGGCGACCACGAGGACCUCGCAGGGGAGUCCGAAGACUGCGUCGUGGAACUGAGGCGGCAGUCGACGCAGAGCUUCGACGACGGCGAGGAGGGCCCGCCGGGGCAGGCGCGCUACUGGAGGACGCCCUCGGUGGUGGUGAGCGACUACUCGGACGACGUGCCGUACUGCGGGCCGCCGGGGGAGGGCGGGGGCGACGCGGGGGCGGACGACGGCGACCAGCUGAGCGAGUGCGGCAGCUCGUGCAGCGGGCUGUCCGCCGCCGACACGGACGUCGACGGGGGCCUGCUGACGCCCGAGCGGAAGGCCUCCGACUGCUCGACUUGCUCCACGCUCAGCGGCGACGACGACGCCAGCGUGGAGGCGCUGCUGCAGCCGGUGCGGACACGACCAAAGGUGAGUCUGCCUGAUGGUGAGGGAGUACCCCUGGAAUAUGCAUUGGUAAGCAUAAAAAAACACUGAAAGUAGUCUGACAACUUCCAAUCGUUACAGUGAUAAAGUGCUCUGCAAGUGACGUGUAGUACUCGCAAAUACAGUCCUUUUUAUUUUAGGCAUGGCUGUGAUUUUGAGCAACGAAUUAGUUUGCCAUUUUCAGGAGCCUAAAAUUAAAUUUAUGUAAUAAAUACAAAACCAACACAGUGAACCGAGUUUUCUGGACCUGAAACUAGUUUCGUAGAUGGUAAAAUUAACUUUGAUAUUUACAUGAAACCCACCACAACAGAUAACGUCAUUCAUGUCUCUUCUCGUCACCGCUUUGAGCAUAAACUGGAAAUAUUUCACGCUAUGAUCGACCAUACCACCGAGGUACCCUUAUACUAUUCUGCUUUUGCUGCAGAAUUCAAAAACUUGAAGUACUGUCUAAAACGGAUAUUAAAGAAAAAAGUUACAAUAAUAAAA
This is a messenger RNA of Schistocerca gregaria, 6737 nucleotides long. RefSeq lists its product as uncharacterized. NCBI's taxonomy places the organism in Eukaryota, Metazoa, Arthropoda, Insecta, Orthoptera, Acrididae. The transcript is spliced from 7 exons. The record is from RefSeq and is a predicted model, not a curated record. The coding region runs from base 1857 to 6302 and encodes 1481 amino acids.